AUGCAGAACUCCUUACGGCAGCAGCCACACCAUAAGCCAAUUCAAGGCUUGCUUGUGACAUGUUUCAGAGAUAUAAACUUACUACUUUGUGCGGGUAAAUCGUCGUCUUUCCGUUCUUACGGGCGGUUAAACGUCUUCCGGAUAUGUAAACAAAGAGCAUCUGCUCGGAAAGUUGAGCACGAAACAGGCAUAGCCAGUGCCAGAUUGCUCAUGGAGGCUGGGUCGGAUAGUGCUGAGAGCCUUGAACGUAUUUCCACUGAUCGAGAGGAUCCAGAGAAAGAUGCGAUCAGAGAAAAUGCUAGAGAAUCCGGAAUACCAAGAUUAUCUCAGAUACCAGAGAAUCAAGGUAUACUUAAGUCUACGCAAUCAGGUGAAAUAGCACAUAUGGAUUCUCAGCCACCCAGCAACUUGCAGCUGCCCACCAAUAUACGAGGCAAGGCAGAAAUGGCCGAGGGUAAUAACACGACGUCAAGAAUCAGCACUCUAAUUUCUCAAAACACCACGAAAACCAGCAGGAGGGUAUCAUUCGCCCCUGAUGUUACACUUCAUAGUUUCGAGUCUGUGCCAGAGAGAAAAUCUGUGUUCCGCGAACCAAGACGAAGGAUUAGCGAGCCAAUGGUUACGUCCACACAAAACGAUGAUAUUAAGGAAUCGAUAGACCCAGAUGGUUCCCUCAUGGAGCUUACGGAGCCUGUACGAGUGGGUUAUACAAAAAACGAUAGGAUAGAGGUCGAAAACUACACUCCUGUAUUUUCUCAAGAGGAUUCGAUGGAUAUCACACAGUUGUUCAGUAAACAUUCGAAAAGCGUCGAAGGGGAAAAGACGAUGGAUUUCACUGCUAUUCAUAGUCAAUCGAAUGGGUCAAAUGUAAAUAAUGACACUAUCGAAUUUUUGAAACGUGAUUCAAAUAAUGAUCAGCAACACCAUAGUGACAUGAGCUUCACAACAGUCAAUGUACAUCAAACACCAAAAAAAGGCAACGCCUCACCUGUGGAACACUGGAAAAGGCAAAAACUGAACGAAGACAAUGAGUUUUCAAUCCGCAAAGUCGCUGAUACGGAAGAAGGAGUAGGCUUGGUUAAUUCCGAUAACACUGAAAACCAGGAUGAAGGCGAAGAUAUGGAAUUGACUUUGAAUGAAAGGAUGUCACCAAUCAAAUUGAAAACAGUUGAUUCUGGUAUUAUUAUCCCCUCAAAACCAAAAACGCAGGUUUCUUAUUCACUUGAUGAGUUUUUGGACCAGACUGGCGUCACAUUCAUAAUUGACACUAACCUAAUUGAACAGCGCAGCACAUCAAUCACUUUUGACAUGACCGCUUUAGAGAAGAUAAAAAAAUUCAGAAUAAAUCACGUCUACUCUACACUAUAUGUGCAAGUUCCAAUAUUGGAAAUGAAUGCGUUCAUUUGUAAAGAGCUAUUAAGAAGAAUAUCUCAGUCAAAGACACAAUUUGAAGAUUUGAAUAAGCAAAUAAGUUCUUCAGUACCACCUCCUCUUUUGUUCAAUGAAUACUUUAACUCCUCUAAAGAAGUGAAGCCGCUAAUGGAUCAGCAAAUUCAUCUUGUGAAAAGCUAUUCAAAAUGUCAAGCUAAAAAACUAUGGUAUGAAUGGAGAAUCCAGCAUUUAAGUGGCAUCAAAACAGUUUUGCUUGAAAAUCUGCAAACAUUAGAGGAGUCUUGUGACAAGUUAAAUGAAAAAUUACUUCAAAUUCAAGACAUCAAAUUUCGAGCUGAACAGCUACGCGAUUCUAUCAGAAGAGAGAUUAAGCUCUUAAAAGAAUUGCCUCCCGACAUCUAUAAAAUGAAAGCAAAUUUGACGGACAAGGUAAAGGUAGAAAGCUUGCGACAAGAAUUGAAAUCCAGCAUGGUGGCUAUAGGUGAUUCAAACAGCUUGGUAAAUAAAAUCCAUAGUAUCGAAGAGAGAAUCUCCGAAGUAAAGGUGAAGUUAGUGAAAAUAAAGAAAGAAAUGAAAGAAAUGCACCAGAAUAUAUCACACAAAUCUCAGCAUCCAGUUUAUUCCCAGUACCAUGUUAGCAAGCUGCGAAGUAUCUUGGAAGUCUUGGGAAUUAUGUCCGGUGUCCAGUUUGUAAAGCUGCACAAGUCAGAUUUAACCAUCAAAUUCGAUGCAUUGAAACCACCCAUAGAGGUAACGGUUCGGCUUGGUGCAACAGAAGCUAACCUCAAUUCAUUACUAACAAUAGAGGGGUAUUACAAGACUGAUGGGGUUUUCAAGUACCUGUUUAACUUUCUCAUUGAUUCUUCAAAAUAUGUGGAUUCCAAGGACUCCUUAGUGGUGAUUAUCAAUUGCAUUCGUGAAUCUAUCCCAGUCAUAAAACAAUAUACGCUUCUGAAGAUGUUAUUUCCAGUUCAGCUAGUUGAGAAAGACGACAGCAGGUAUGUCUCUUUGCAAAUUGAAGAUUGCGACAUCAAAUCGAAUAAUAUAGUUCAAUAUGAGUUAUUAUUGCAGGAUCUAAUCACCGCUGUUGUUGACAUACGGUCAAAGGUCUUCCUUAAAGCCUACGUUAGGCGCACGCAAAAGACUUCUUUUUCCAACCUUUCUGCAAGGUUUCUCAGAAAGGCAUCCAAAGUACUCCCUUGGAUCAGUCAGGAUCGCUGCGAAGUUGUAUUUAGUGAAACAUAG
Molecule: messenger RNA, 2637 nt
Organism: Zygotorulaspora mrakii
Lineage: Eukaryota; Fungi; Ascomycota; Saccharomycetes; Saccharomycetales; Saccharomycetaceae
Gene: SPC105
Product: kinetochore-microtubule binding complex subunit SPC105
Exons: 1
Coding region: 1-2637 (878 amino acids)
Biological process (GO): mitotic spindle assembly checkpoint signaling; mitotic sister chromatid biorientation; protein localization to kinetochore
Source: RefSeq, a predicted model, not a curated record